This is a messenger RNA of Darwinula stevensoni, 432 nucleotides long. The record is from the annotation of a GenBank genome assembly. NCBI's taxonomy places the organism in Eukaryota, Metazoa, Arthropoda, Ostracoda, Podocopida, Darwinulidae.
AUGAGCGUGACAAAGAAGUUAAAACUGACUGAGGCGAACAUCGAAACGAACUUGACCCAGAAUGCGGAUUUCAGGCACGCAGAAUUCCCUGACCCUCCCAAGAAACAUAGAGGGAAGAGCGGAGACCGUUGGACUCGCCUGGGGCUCGGAGGGGGGAUGGACGGGGUCGUGCUGGUUGCGUCUCUCUUGCUUCUUCCCUUCGCCGUCGGGGAGACAGCGAAGGAGGCGGUUACGUGCUCGGAGGAUACCGAUUGCAAGGAUUUCUCUGAGAAGAGCGUCUGCAUCCGAGAUGAAAACGAUCGGUGCCAUUGCGCAUCGGCACAGGCAGCAGGCGACACGAAGAUUGGAGUCAGGAAGUGCGGAUUCGACGUGUACGUUCGGCAUGAAUCUUCUCCUUAUGUGAAAUUGGCUGAGAUCUGGCUCAUCGGCUGA